AUGGACAGGCACGCUGAACAACCGAAGAGAGGCAAAAACACCCACAAGAUACAGUGCCCGUCUUCUUCUACUUCGAAUCCGGAAUCCGAAGCAGAAGAAAUCUCAAUCAGUUGUCACGUGCCUGAUGAAAUCAUCACCGAAAUCCUCUUAAGGUUACCCGUUGAAGCCCUAUUGAGGUUCAGGUGCCUUUCAAAAUCUUGGCUUUCAUUGAUCUCAAACCGAAAGUUCAUCAGAUCCCAUUUGGUUAUAUCCUCCAACAACGAUGUAUUUGAACACCACAGGGUCAUUUUUGCUGGUCCUGACGAGUCCUCUCUCUGUCCAAGAUCUCCCCUGAAACAGUGUUCUAUCCACCCUGAAUUACCUAAAUUCCUAAGUGAGGCAACUGACUUUUAUCCUUCCCUGGAACUCAACGACACCUCAUGUCCAGAAAUUUUGGGUUCUUGCGAAGGCUUGGUUUUUGUUUCAUGUUCGAGUUAUUAUUUGUGGAACCCAUCGAUCAAAAAGUCCAAGAGAUUGCCUGAUUUGGUUCCUCGGGAAUGUAAUUUUUGUUUAAGCAAAUAUGUAUGUGGGUAUGAUGCGUCUAUUGAUGAUUACAAAGUAUUUAAAAUUUCAAUUGAGGGAACAGAGGCCCAUGAUACUAUUAUAGAGGUCUACAGUUUAAACACAAAUUCUUGGAGAACUAUUGAGGGUUUUAAGGGUGACCCUUAUGAAAACAGUUUUUGUUUUGUGAGUUCGAAGCUGCAUUGGACUACAUGUCCCACAUUUAGUAGUGUGGCAAAAAUCCGGUGUCUCGAUUUGACGAAUGAUACUUAUGGAGAGGUGGAACAACCCGAAUUUGGAGAUGGGAAUUGCUUUUAUUGGAGCUUGCAUGCUUUAGGAGGGUGCUUUGGUUUGUGUUGUUACCAUCAAGGUUAUUAUUUAGGUCUUGAUAUUUGGAUUAUGAAAGAGUAUAGCGUGAAAGAAUCCUGGAUUAAAGUGGUUUCUGUUCCUUUGGAUGAUCCUAGGUAUGGUAUGAAGUAG
Messenger RNA from Coffea arabica (coffee), 1020 nucleotides. Its product is annotated as F-box/kelch-repeat protein At3g23880-like. NCBI's taxonomy places the organism in Eukaryota, Viridiplantae, Streptophyta, Magnoliopsida, Gentianales, Rubiaceae. The record is from RefSeq and is a predicted model, not a curated record. Gene Ontology annotation, molecular function: protein binding.